ACUGAUUUAUACCACAUGUGUGUUUGUGUCAGCAGGGUUGUUCUGUGAGUGUGUAAUGUGUCUCAUAUCAAUGUGUUGCAUUUCAAUGUGUUUGUGGGAUGCGCUCCUGCUGCAUAGAAAUAGAUAGCACAGUGGUUAGAGAGCAGGGGAGAGCGAGUGCAACACAUUUCCUGCAUACCUCUCUCUUGCCCGCUCUCUCCAUUUUCCCCCUCCCACUUUGGGCUUCGAAGUGAGAGUGCCUCACUAGCAACACACUCCUCUCACUCUCCCUGUCUUGCUCUCCCAUCUCUACCUCUGUGCUCUCUCGCUUUCACCCAGUCAGAGGGGGGGCUUUUCCAUAACCAGCUGUAGCAUAGUGUGAUCCUCACUGCUAAUUGUUUUUUGAAUGAUUAUUUCUUGUUUUUCUAUGUUUUCUCUUCCUCAUUACAUUUCCUUGCUGUCGAUGUCUCAUCUGACAACGUCACUCUGGAUGCUACCCAGGUGCACAAAGGGCAAAGAGAAUGGAGGAGAACUUUUAAGACAGCUAUAACAUUUUUCAUGAAUCUAGACACUUUGGAUUGAUUUAUUUGCUGUUGAGAGACUGGCCAACAAUGGAGGGAUUUUUGUUGUAGUGGACAACUCAUUUAGGUUAUGUCCCCCUGCUGAGACUGCUGGAGAGAGAUUUUUUUUCCAUCUGUGUGUUUCACCUCUCAGAUACUGACACUGUUGGGACUUUUAUGGGGAGUUCAGAGGAGUACUGAACCCUUCUGUCCAGGGAAGCAGUCCAGAGAUGACCACAGUGUCCAUGGAGCCUGUAGGAGUCAUAAUGGAAAGGGGUGCCAAUACCACUGAUGCCCGUCUGAGCUCGCACGAGGACACAGCCGCCACAUUUACCAUUGGCACCAUCCUCUCGAUCAUGUGCCUCGUUGAAGUCUCAGGGAACAUUUAUACCCUGGUAGUCAUGUGCCAGUCCAUGAGGACUGCUGCCUCUAUGUACAUUUACAUCAUAAACUUAGCUUUGGCAGAUCUGCUGUAUCUUCUGACCAUCCCCUUCGUGGUCUGCACACACUUCCUAAAGGGAUGGCACUUUGGAGACGUGGGGUGUCGGAUUCUGAUCAGCAUGGACUUCCUGACUAUGCAUGCCAGUAUCUUCACGCUGACAAUCAUGAGUACUGAGCGCUACUUUGCAGUGCUCAAGCCACUUGACACAGUCAAACGGUCUAAAAGUUAUCGGAAGGCCAUCGCUCUGCUGGUCUGGGUGGCUUCUCUCAUCCUGACCCUACCAAUGAUUGUGGGCAUUCAGCUAAUGAUGGUGGGUGACAAGGCCAUGUGUCAGCCCACCUUGUCCCCACUCUCCUAUAAGGUUUACAUCUCCUUCCUGUUUUGUACCAGCAUUGUCGCUCCAGGACUGAUCAUUGGCUAUCUCUACAUCCAGCUUGCACGCACUUAUUGGGUUUCACAGACGGAGUCCUUCAAACAGACCAACAAACUUCCCAAUCAAAAGGUUAGUGCAUCACAAGAUGUGUAUUUUAUUGGUUUCAUGUGGUUCUUUUUUGCACACUUUGUGAUGGUGCUUGAGCUAUUUAUGAAAACCAAAACAGAACAAAUCCUCCAAGUUAAACAGCAAAAUACAUUGUUUGUACAUGCCCUGUCUGAUCUUUAGUCCUUACUAGCACUAUGACAUCAUGUGUAGGGUGCCAUCUAAAACUGCUCCAAACCACUGUUACAAAAAUAAAACCCUAAUCUGAUAGGACACAUACUAUAUAUGGUUGAGUUUUAUUUAGGUUACAUUUUACCCAGUCUGCAAUUCAACUGGAGAGAAUUCAGACACAUCCAUUGUGUCAGACCUGAUGUGUAGGCUGGAGGUUAGGUACAGCACCACGGUACAAACUACCAGAGCCAUCCUCCUCACUAUAGCUGCUGAUUCAGCCAUAUUCCUCAUGGAGAGUGCACUCCUGUGGGAGGGGUCCUCUAUCCGGCUGCCCGUACGAUUAUGACAUUCUUUCUCAGCUACUGUAUGAUCUUCUGUUUGGCCAUGGGUUUGCCUAAAACAGGGUCAUCAUGGCAGAUAAGCAGUUACUAUUUAAAAGUGUAAGAGAGCAGCAGCAUCUCUUUGGCUCUCUAGGCUAUAGGAAUAAUUCAUUCUCUCUGCCGCUUAUAUUGAUGUGUGCAACAGCGAGAAGCUGUCCUCCAAUAAAACAUGGGUCUAUAGGCUAUUUAUGCCUGCAGGUUAUUGCAACCAACUGUAAUGUGUCCUUGUUAGGCAACCUAAAUCAGAAAUUACAGGACUUUCCUAUAGGAGGCCGCUGUUCAAUUCUAGUGUGAAAUGUGUUUUACAUCCAUAACCAUUUCACAACCUUUAUCAGGUGCUUAUUACCGUGAUGAUGAAGGUUAUCUAACACAAAUUGUUACUUUUUGUUGUUUUUGCACCUAAACAAAAUAAAUCUGUAACGGUCUAUUAUGAUUGUUUCCAUGGCGACGAAGGUUGGGUACACAUGCCAGUGGAACGGUUGUAUGGAGUGUAUGACCGUUAUCAUGAAGACAAAGGUCUGGUAAACAUGCCACUGGAAGGGUAUUUGAGAUAGGGACAUAUGAUGUAUCCUGUCAUUUAGGUUGGAGGACUUGCUGAAAACGGUGAUCUCAUUGGCCAAGAGGGUGAGGGCUUAGUAUCAGCCUUGACUGCCAUAGCACUAUCUCUAAAGAAAAAGCUGUUAGACAACAAGGUGAACCUGGAUUAUCAUGCAUGUGGGUAGAUGAGAAUCUGGCAAUGAGUGAACAGCGACUGCUGGUUUAUAUGCUGGGAGAUAAUCACAGCUAUAAGAAGCAGGUGAGACUGUGUGUGUGAGGGGGAGCUGGGCAGCUAG
Messenger RNA from Monopterus albus (swamp eel), 2843 nucleotides. RefSeq names its product urotensin 2 receptor (gene uts2r1). NCBI's taxonomy places the organism in Eukaryota, Metazoa, Chordata, Actinopteri, Synbranchiformes, Synbranchidae. The record is from RefSeq and is a predicted model, not a curated record. The coding region runs from base 770 to 1642 and encodes 290 amino acids. The transcript has 2 exons. Gene Ontology annotation, biological process: blood vessel diameter maintenance; neuropeptide signaling pathway; regulation of blood pressure. Gene Ontology annotation, molecular function: urotensin II receptor activity. Gene Ontology annotation, cellular component: plasma membrane.